Molecule: messenger RNA, 1131 nt
Organism: Haliotis rubra (blacklip abalone)
Lineage: Eukaryota; Metazoa; Mollusca; Gastropoda; Lepetellida; Haliotidae
Source: RefSeq, a predicted model, not a curated record
UCCAAUUAUUCAAUCCGCAUCGCGUUGCCGUCAGCUGACAGCUGACCACCAUUUUGUCCGACAUCAGCGGUCUGGCGGACUUUUCAAAAAUAAAUCGACGUUUACAGUCAUCGUUUUGAUCAUGGUGAAAAGGUGUAGCUGGGGUACCUGCAACUCGGACACGCGGUACCCGGAACGACUUGCUGGUGGUAUCACCUUUAUUCCAUUUCCCAAGCCUGCCAGAAAUUUUCAAAAGUGUCAACGAUGGAUAACCUGGAUACGUUUGUGUGGUCGCCCCAAGUAUCAACUGAACAUGGACAUACUUCGUGACCACAGCCGAGGAAAACAUUUCUUCGUAUGUACAAAGCACUUUGUUGAUGGAAAACCCUCCAAGACAUUUCCGGACCCUGCGUCUGCACUACCUCAUGAACAAAAUGAAAAUCCAAAGACAGUAAGACCACGACCCAAACCACGCUUGCCAUUUAUGGGCGACAGAAAAAGGAAGUUCUUCUUGAAACACACAGAUAUGGAACAUCCAGAGCCUACAACCAUGCAGCAGGAAUCUGAUAUUCUUGUCCAACAAAGUGACACCAUGGGUCUUCUGCCACUGGAUAUGCUGGCUCUAGCUGCAGAGAACAAGCAACUCAAAGAGGAUAUGGCCAAACUGAUCCUAGAAAAGGAGGAGCUUAUGCGUGCCCAGCAGAUCAACACCAAAAUUAGUGCUAAAAAUGUUAAGCAUGAUGUGUAUUCUUUUUCAACAUUUGCCUUCAAAAUUUCGCCAGGAAUUCCCAAACACUUUCAGUAUCAUUGAUGGAACAGAAAUAAAAAUUCAGAGACCCUCUUCACUGACAAGACAAAGUCAAGCAUAUUCAGAUUACAAAUCAAGUACUACCCUGAAAGGUCUCAUUGGUGUGGACCCAAGAGGUUCAAUUACAUUCAUAUCAAUGCUGUUUUCUGGGGCGAUAUCAGACAAAGAAUUAACUGAAAAAAGUGGUUAUCUGUCCCUCCUCAGAGAAAUGGUUAAGUGUGGGAAACUUAGAGUAGGAGAUGGUCUGAUGGCAGACAAGGGCUUUAAUAUUGAAAAGGAAAUAAGGGCCACUGGAUUACGCCUCAACAUUCCCCCUUUUGCACCAGGUAUAGGUCAGAUGUAUA